This is a messenger RNA of Fonsecaea nubica, 1203 nucleotides long. Its product is annotated as cysteine synthase. The transcript has a single exon. Gene Ontology annotation, cellular component: cytoplasm. The coding region runs from base 1 to 1203 and encodes 400 amino acids. Gene Ontology annotation, molecular function: cysteine synthase activity. Lineage: Eukaryota; Fungi; Ascomycota; Eurotiomycetes; Chaetothyriales; Herpotrichiellaceae. The record is from RefSeq and is a predicted model, not a curated record.
AUGUCCAACGCUCUGAGGACGUCAGUGCGACGCUUCGCUACCACAGCCGCUCGUGCAGCGACUGCCGAGUCGGUCAAUGCUUAUGGAAUCCGCCUUUCCAAAGCUCAAGGGGUGGUCGACACUCUCACAGGAGGUAUUCCUCACAGACCCUUUCAAGCCAUGAAGUCCAAGACUCACCAGAAUCUAGCCAUCGGGAACACUCCUUUGAUAAGACUACAAAAGCUCUCCGCCGAGACGGGUUGCAACAUCCUGGGUAAAGCCGAGUUCCAAAACCCCGGCGGCAGUGUCAAGGACCGUGCGGCUUUAUAUGUUGUUAAGGACGCAGAAGAGCGAGGUCUGCUGAAGCCUGGGGGCACCGUAGUCGAAGGGACUGCUGGCAACACUGGCAUUGGUCUGGCACACGUCUGCCGAGCAAGAGGGUACAAACUGGUCAUCUACAUGCCAAACACCCAGUCACAAGGCAAGAUCGAUCUUCUGAGACUGCUGGGCGCCGAAGUAUAUCCUGUUCCAGCUGUCGCAUGGGAGAACCCCGAAAACUAUAAUUGGCAAGCAAAAAGACAUGCAGAGAGACUGCUCAAGGAAGAUCCCGAACACGGUGCUGUAUGGACCAAUCAAUUCGACAAUACUGCCAAUCGUCUGGCACACAUUGUCACGACAGGGCCAGAAAUUUGGGCCCAGACCGACGGCAAGAUUGACGCCUUCACCUGUGCGACCGGAACUGGUGGGACCCUUGCUGGUGUGACUCGAUAUCUCAAGGACGUCAGCAAUAAUUCCGUCAAAUGCUUUCUGGCAGAUCCUCCCGGCUCCGUCCUCUAUUCGUACAUCACCUCUGGUGGCCAGCUCAAAGAACGAACGGGCAGCAGCAUCACCGAGGGCAUCGGCCAAGGUCGUGUGACAGACAACCUGAAACAAGAAGUCAAUGAGCUUGACGGCGCACUAAAUAUCUCCGACGAGAAGACUAUUGCCAUGGUAUACCGCUGCCUGGAUGAAGAGGGUUUAUACCUUGGAGCUAGCAGCGCGCUGAACGUCGUCGCCGCGAAAGAGGUCGCGGAGAAGUUGGGACCCAAUCAUACGGUUGUUACUGUCCUGUGCGACGGAGCGUAUAGAUAUGCGGAUCGACUCUUUAGCGACAAGUGGCUCAAAAGCAAGAAUCUGAGAGAAGUGAUACCCCAACAUUUGCAGAAAUACGUGGUGUUGCCAUAG